Molecule: messenger RNA, 615 nt
Organism: Cylindrotheca closterium
Lineage: Eukaryota; Bacillariophyta; Bacillariophyceae; Bacillariales; Bacillariaceae
Source: the annotation of a GenBank genome assembly
AUGAAGACUACUGCUGCCCUCCUUGCCCUUGCUGCUUCUGCCAGUGCCUUCGCUCCUCUUCAAUCCACCAAAUCCUCCAGUGUUUUGAGCGAGUUCGCCAACGGAUACGUCGGAGCAGAGGGGCCAGAACCAAUGCCAUUCAGCCCCAAGGGAACCUCUGUUGAAUUCGAUCCAUGUGGCUUUGCUGAGCGUGCCCCCGAAUGGCUUCCAUGGUUCCGUGAGGCUGAAUUGAAGCAUGGACGUGCUGCCAUGUUGGCCACCCUUGGAUUCGUUGUUCCUGAAUUUGUCCGUGUCCCAGGAGAAGCUUACUCUUUCGAGGCCCUCCCCAAGGUCAUUGACGCCCAUGAUGCCCUUCCCCAAUCCAUGAUCCAAAUCUUUGGAUGGAUCUCUUUCUUGGAAGCCUGCACUUUCCCUGCCUUGGCCAACAUGAACGAAUACGACCGUGCCCCAGGUGACUUCGGAUUCGAUCCCAUCGGUCUUUACCCCACUGACCCCGCAAAGCAAAAGGAAUAUCAAUUGAAAGAGUUGAAGAAUGGACGUUUGGCUAUGAUCGCUAUCGGUGGAAUGGUUGCUGGAGCUAGCGUCACUGGACACGGAUUCCCUUACUUUCCUUAA